UUGAAGUUGAAUUCGUUGAAUAUAUCUUAGAAGAAGAGAUGCCUAGAUCCAAACGUUCAAAGCUUGUUACACUAGCACAGACUGACAAGAAGGGAAGAGAGAACAAAGAGCGUAUCUUUGAUGAGGUUAGGGAAGCGCUCGACACCUACAGAUACUGCUGGAUGUUCUACCUCGAUGACGUUAGAACGCCAGUGUUGCAGGAGAUCAGAACCGAUUGGAACGGGUCCAAGUUGAUCCUUGGUAAACGUCGUGUUCUUGAGAAGUCGUUGGGUGAUACUGUGGAACAGGAGUACAAGGAGAACCUGCACAAAUUUGCCAAAUUUGCACAUGGUGUUACCGGUCUCUUAUUCACCAAUGAGGAGGUGAGCACUGUGGAGGAAUACUUCAAAGCGUACAAGAAGGCUGAUUUCUCAAGGGCCAAGCAGAGAUCGCCAAUUGACUUCACCAUCCCCGAGGGAAUCAUCUAUUCAACGGGUGGACGUCUUCCAGAGGAAGAUGACGUUCCUAUGUCACACUCUUUAGAAGAAACCAUGAGAAAUAAGUUCAAGAUUCCAACCAAGAUUAAAGCCGGUAAGAUCACGAUUGCCGAGCCUUAUCAUGUUGUUGAUAAGGGCGAAGUAUUGGAUGUUAGAAAGGCGCUUAUCUUGAAACAGUUUGGUAUCGCAGCAUCUGAAUUCAAAGUGAAGGUAAAGGCAUAUUACGAUGGUGAAACCUCAGAGAUCCAUGAGGUAAAUUUGAACAUUGAUGAAGAGUGAGGCCUCGAGCAAUUGCUCCCUCUCCCGUCUCCCAUCACUGGCGAACAAUGAAAAAGUUGGCAUUUAAUGUUGUUGUACAAUAGGAAUAGAUAUGGUUUUUAUUUUGGUUUUCAAGGUUACAAUUAGUCACUAUGUCCACAGGGAUAUCAAACGUGAUACCUCUGGGCGUAUAGCUU
This is a messenger RNA of Williopsis jadinii, 931 nucleotides long. RefSeq names its product ribosome assembly factor MRT4 (gene MRT4). The record is from RefSeq and is a predicted model, not a curated record. NCBI's taxonomy places the organism in Eukaryota, Fungi, Ascomycota, Saccharomycetes, Phaffomycetales, Wickerhamomycetaceae. The transcript has a single exon. Gene Ontology annotation, molecular function: RNA binding. The coding region runs from base 39 to 755 and encodes 238 amino acids. Gene Ontology annotation, cellular component: nucleolus; preribosome, large subunit precursor. Gene Ontology annotation, biological process: ribosomal large subunit biogenesis; rRNA processing; nuclear-transcribed mRNA catabolic process.